Messenger RNA from Varroa destructor (honeybee mite), 2009 nucleotides. RefSeq lists its product as uncharacterized. The record is from RefSeq and is a predicted model, not a curated record. NCBI's taxonomy places the organism in Eukaryota, Metazoa, Arthropoda, Arachnida, Mesostigmata, Varroidae.
AACAUUAUUAAACUAAAUUGAAAGUUCACUAAGUUAUUUCAAUAAGAGCUAAUCUACUUGUCGAAUCGUCCAGUCGCUCCAUCGAAACUGUACGCGGCAGUUCUUCGACAAAUUUGUUCGGCUGCGUUGAUCUAUUUGUAAGCAGUAGUUUAUUAUGAAUCGAGAUGUUUUGCACGAUCUUUGCGUAUGUUUACAUAUGCAUCAUCCGUAGUUCGUGCGUUCCUUCGGGUUUGGCGAGAAGGAACACCUUGUCUCUCUCUAUCUCUCUCUCUCCUGAGCCAGUAUUUCUCGCAGCUAGAAGGGAAGCAGUCACCAGAAGGAUUUCGAUGCUGCUUGCACGGUACUAAGCAAUUUCUCGGAAAAUCAGAAAAAGUUAGUAGUAUACGAGUGGACAAAUUAGCUUCUACAAAAGUUCAAUUUAUUUGCUGCCUCGUAUUUUCGUCUCUGAGCUGAACAGCUGAGGCUGGUCUUGGGUAAUUACAGUUGACGUCACGAUUGCCUGACCCAAGUUGGUACGGUGGAAUCGGUGGGAUUUUAUGCUUGACGCCGCUUGAAAAUGUACUUCUGUGUACGUCUCGACCUGAUUCUUCUCACGUCCUACUGCCUUCAGUUGGCCUACUCCGAUUGGGAUUUUCAGAACGGUCGACCUGCAUUACAACUACCAGCAGCUCACAAUUUAGCCAGCAACUAUCCGCUGCCGUUUUCAAUUACUAACGGCGCGUACAUCCCGUCAACGCCCGUGUCGUCAUGGCGGUUCAACGUGAAAAGCGGAGUGCCUACAUGGAUCAUUACGACCACGGAAAUAGAAACUCGUACUGAAUCUGUAAAGCCAGUAGAUAAAGACGGUGAGGACCCCGAUUCCCCUCUUGGACCUAAUCUUAAAGAGGAGGGGGUGAUGGAAUCCUCUGGUAUCGACGGCGAAGAUGGAGAAGACUUUGAUGUGGAGUUCCCAGCUCGCCAUGAAAAAGAGCCUGCAGUGAGAGCCCGACCAGCGUUCGCCGAUCUAGACAAGUAUGAGGAGAUGAGGAUGCCUUCGAUAAGCGCGAAUAAUUCUUUACAAGUCAACCAGACGAAAACAGUGACGAUGAAUCGUACAACUGUGAUGAAGAUCGAGUUUCUUAAUACUUCUGUCCUACCCGUUGUCCUUCGCGUUGAUCCGUCACAGAGAACUAGCCAAGGUGGCAACGGUAGCAGCAGCAGCGGCAAUAAGACGUCUGAUAGCCAACAGCAAGCCCAGGAAGACAAAUAUUCGUCGAACUUUGAUAGUUCAUACAGCGCUAAAGAAAGCAGUCCACGUAAGACUGCCUAUAUGGGACCGAACCAGAGUCAUAGUCGACGUUUUCCUGUAGAAGACACCGGUUCACAGAUACAUCCGGCUGAUCAGAGCCCUCCCCAGUCCUGGUCUACAGACGAUCUGCGAUCGGUUUCUAAUUCACCUGUCACCUAUACAAUCACUCGGCCGCUUCCACCAGUGCCGCUUGCACACAAACAGCUGUACUAUCCUGAAUUUGUUAACUAUUGGAAGAAACGAUAGCGGAUGAGAACGCAGAGGUCACAGAACAUAACACAGAAAUAUUCAGUGGAAUAACGCCGUGAUUAAUGUCUUGUUGGAGGUUUGUUAUAGAUAAGCAAUUACUUGGUAUUACCAUGCACGGAAAGAGAUCAGUAAGUUAGCGAAUCUCGAGUAAUUGGUACCUGAUUUAUUAAUAGUUGAUCUCCUAGCUUGUGUAAAACCCAAUGCAUCGGACCGUGCAUGUGGCCAGUCUGCUCAUUUUGAUAUAAAAUAGUGUACCUAUUAUGAUAAUCCUGGAAAGAGCGCAGUAUCCGACCCAGAGAUGGUCUGUGGACCCUAGUUGCCGACAGAACUUAAUGAAGAAGCUCUUGAAAUUAGCAGAGUUGUAUGACAAAACAAAUAUGUACCAAAACUAUUCGACUAACUAUUUGUCAACCUUGAUUACUUACAUAUGGCAGCACGAAAUCCGAAUAAAAAUCGUAUGCAGACGAUUAGA